AUGGAGGGGGCGGAGUCGAUAUACGCCACUUAUCCUCCUCGGUUGACUGCAGCACAAGAGCAGUUUCUUGCUUCGACAAUCAAGAAUUGGACCAUCCAGAACGGGCUCACAGUCAGGCCGCCGACGACAUUUGUUUCCCAGGAAGCUGUUUCAAAAGGCGUUCUCGCAACGAAUGCGCCGGUCACGUUGUUCCCUAGUCCGUUCCCCAAGACGUCCUUUGAUGAAGCUAGAGCAGUACAGAAGACGUACAACAAGCUUUACGCGGAUAUCUCAAGAGACGAGAAUUGGCUGGGUGAAAUAAUCCAAGAGCUUAUCGAUGUUGACGACUUCAUUUCGGGUCUGUGGAAGGUUCAUGAUGCUGUUAAGAAGCAGGGUUAUGUUCAAUCCCUAUCGCUAGGUCUUUUUCGGUCUGACUAUAUGAUACAUACUUCUUCUGGAUCACAGAAUCCGUCCCUGAAGCAGGUAGAAUUCAACACUAUCUCAUCUUCUUUCGGUGGCUUGUCUUCUCGUGUUUCGGCCUUGCACUCAGAGUUACUGUCAUUCCCCUCUGGUCACCAGAUAAGCUAUCCUCCACAUCCAUUGUUUGAUGGAAGGGUUCCUCCUGAGAAUGCCGCUGUUGAAACUCUGAGUGCCGGGCUGGCAGCGGCGCACGGCGCUUAUGGAUCUUCGAAAUCCUCACCGUCACUUCCUUUGUGCAUUCUGUUUGUUGUUCAGGAAGGGGAGCGAAAUAUAUUUGACCAACUAGCUCUCUCGACAAGAAUUUCCAAUUUCCAUAAUAUUCCUGUGUUCCGACUGAACACCACCGAAAUCUUAGAUCUGACGUCCGUCACGGACUCGAAUUCUUCUCGACCUUUAAUAUAUACUCCACCUCACGCUCCGAAUACACCGUUCGAAGUGACAACAGUCUAUUUAAGGAGCUUCUACGCCCCAACAGACUACAAAUCAGAGCGAGACUGGGCAGCAAGACUGCACCUGGAGCGUUCCGCAGCCAUCAAAUGUCCUUCAGUGCUUAACCAACUCUCUGGCUGCAAAAAGAUCCAGCAGGUUCUUGCCGAUCCAAAUCGACAAGACCACCUUUCCAGAUUCCUUCCUCAAGGUGACUCAGACACCGCCGAGAGACUUCGUCGAACCUUUGCUCCACAAUACGACCUCGCUGCCAAUGGACGUGGCAGAGAACUCGCGCUCAACCCCGAAACAGCAGCAUUCCACGUCCUCAAGCCUCAGAGAGAAGGGGGAGGGAAUAACAUUUACAAGACCGCCAUUCCGGAAUUCCUUCGAUCGAUACCUGAAAGCGACUGGAAGAGUUGGGUCUUGAUGGAGUUGAUCCAACCUCCAGAAGAAGCCAGGAAUGUGGCUCUCCGCAGCGAUGGGGAAGUUAUCAGUGGACAUGUCAUUGGAGAACUAGGCAUUUUCGGCACUAUUUUGUGGUCUUCGAAUGGAGAGAUUCUUCAUAAUGAGGAAGGCGGAUGGUUGAUGCGGACAAAGGCGAAGGAAAGCGACGAGGGUGGUGUUGCAGCUGGUUUUUCGUCUCUUGAUAGUAUUAUUCUUUAUUAA
Talaromyces proteolyticus is the source of this 1554-nucleotide messenger RNA. Its product is annotated as putative glutathione synthetase. Gene Ontology annotation, cellular component: cytosol. Gene Ontology annotation, molecular function: ATP binding; glutathione synthase activity; glutathione binding. The record is from RefSeq and is a predicted model, not a curated record. The coding region runs from base 1 to 1554 and encodes 517 amino acids. The transcript has 2 exons. NCBI's taxonomy places the organism in Eukaryota, Fungi, Ascomycota, Eurotiomycetes, Eurotiales, Trichocomaceae. Gene Ontology annotation, biological process: glutathione biosynthetic process.